AUGCGUUCUUUAACCAUUGUCUUCUUUUUCUUCUUGGGCGCUGUCACAGCUGUUCCUGCUGGGCAAGGCAGAAUCGCUGGUGGAUCAAUCACCACGAUCAACCAAUACCCAUUCGUAGCUUCAACAUUGUUUUCUAGGAACAAUGUGGUAUGGGUCCAAUCCUGCACUGGAGCCAUCAUAAACAACAGAGCUCUUCUAUCAAGUGCCAACUGCUACUUAGGCGAUCCCGUCAACCGUUGGAGGAUCCGGGUGGGUUCUUCUUAUGCCAACAGUGGUGGUGUCGUUCACAACGUUUACACGAUCGUCAUUCAUAAUAACUACAAUUCCAUCACACGGGACAAUGACAUCGCCAUCGUUCGGUCAAGCACGACCUUCACAUACAACAACAAUGUGGCUUACAUUCCACUAGCUGGAGCCAAUUACAACAUUCCGGACAAUUCUGCUGUCUGGGCACUUGGUUGGGGACGUACCACUCAAACUGCAGCUCCAUCUGAACAACUACGUCGGGUACAAGUAUGGACCGUCAACGCCAAUGUCUGCAGGAAUAAUUAUCUUGAGGUGGGUUUCACUGUCACGAAUAACAUGUUGUGCAGUGGCUGGGUGAACCAAGGAGGUCGUGGUCAAUGCGAGGGUGAUGAUGGCGGUCCCCUCAUUCACAACAAUAACCUGGUGGGUGUUUUCUCCUGGGGCCAGCAGUGCGCUAGCAGCCGAUACCCCGAUAUCAAUACUAAAGUAUCACCAUAUAUCACCUGGAUUAGAAACAAUGCAUAG
This is a messenger RNA of Leptosia nina, 771 nucleotides long. NCBI's taxonomy places the organism in Eukaryota, Metazoa, Arthropoda, Insecta, Lepidoptera, Pieridae. The record is from the annotation of a GenBank genome assembly.